Prorocentrum cordatum is the source of this 914-nucleotide messenger RNA. Lineage: Eukaryota; Dinophyceae; Prorocentrales; Prorocentraceae. The record is from the annotation of a GenBank genome assembly.
CCAGGUGUCCCUCCCCUGGCGCGCAAAACCCACCGCGGGCGGCGCCGCAGGCGCCGCCAAUGGGGGGGGCCCACAAAGCCUGGGCUGAGACAGUGAGCAGGGCCACAAGUUUUUUUGUGACAAGAAAUGAUUAUUCUCCGCGUUCGCUGACCCGCCGGCGAGCGCCCAGGUGGACCCCAGCCUGGGCGCGCAGGAGGGAUCGAUGACACUCAGCACGUGUGCUAGCGCCAGGGUCUGCUUGUCCACCGAAGCCUUUCAGCACAGCUCAGGAUGCGCGCUGUCAGCAGAGCCGAAGUGGGUAAACACACCCUUGGGCUACCUCACGGAUCGCCGAGAGGAGGAAGCAUGCGCCACAAUCGAAUCGCCCUCUGGACGCGCCGGCGGCCGCCGCUUGGCGGUCGGCCGCGGGCGCAUCGGCAGCGAGGCUGCCGUCAGCAGAUGGGAAGCGACUCCGCAUGCACGGGGUGGAGGGGCGAGGAGGAGGAGGAGGAGGAGGAGGAGGAGGAGGAGGAGGAGGAGGAGGAGGUGGGGGGCAUGCAACACUCGGCCGACACUGACACUCGACGCCUGGCCAGGCCGACGUGGCCAGGCCAAAGGCGCCCCCCGCCCGGCGCCUGGGAGGAGGCGGCCGGGCACGGGCCUGGAAGACAGGCGGCCGCCCCGCUCUCGGCGAGGCGUCCGCGGCCGCCCCGCUGCCUCGGCGCAGCGGGGCGGUGGGACAGAGGCUGACGGCUCGCACGAGGGGGCGGUGGCGAGGCAGGGGACCCUUCCAGAGGGCCGGGGGGCGUCUCGGAGGCCCUCGGCAGAGAGGCUCCCCCCCCCAGGGGCCGCCGCCCCUAAGCGGAGAGGGGCGCCGCCCUGCUCUCCUGGGCCAAGUCUCCCUCGCCCUGCUCCCCCUCCCCAUCGCCUCCGAU